Bombus impatiens (common eastern bumble bee) is the source of this 2212-nucleotide messenger RNA. RefSeq lists its product as uncharacterized. Gene Ontology annotation, cellular component: photoreceptor outer segment; membrane. NCBI's taxonomy places the organism in Eukaryota, Metazoa, Arthropoda, Insecta, Hymenoptera, Apidae. Gene Ontology annotation, biological process: G protein-coupled receptor signaling pathway. Gene Ontology annotation, molecular function: peptide binding; G protein-coupled receptor activity. The record is from RefSeq and is a predicted model, not a curated record. The transcript is spliced from 9 exons. The coding region runs from base 421 to 1890 and encodes 489 amino acids.
UCUCUCGCACCCCGAGCCGAGAGUACCGCAGGAGGCCAGAAUCGCGAUCUCUCGCUCUCUCUGUAUCCUCGUUCGUGUCUAUUUUCUUUCUCCUUACCCUCUUACACAGCCUCGCAUUUACAACAUACUCAGCUUCCCACACAUGACACACGGAGACAAAAGUUUCAUUGACCAGUGAGAAACGUGGUGGCGGUGGUGAAGACCGGUAGUGGUGGCAAGAAAAGUGGUAGUGGUUGUGAAAGUGGUGGUGGUUGGUAGGGGGUGGUGAUACUUGUCGUAGUAAAUAUGGUGAAUUUUCACGGAGACACACCCCCGGAGAAGACGUGACACUAGGGGGAUGAGAGGACCGGUGAUCAGGCUCGCGGUUGGAUUUAAGUCCCGCAGCAAGCGACUGGUUCUUAGACUGGACCGGGUUAACUGAUGGCGAUGAUCGGGGCCAAUCUAAGAUUCGGCAUCGGCGCGUCGGGAAACGGGUCGUCGAACGCGACCAAGGUGUUCCAGUGUCAUCCAGGUGGUGCAACCGAGGCCACUCUCAUCUUCAGCCUCGGCGCUCUCGGCAUGGGCGCCAACUUCCUGCUGAUGGCGCUGAUCCUGGCCAAACGCCAGUUGCGCAGAUGGUCACAGGGGUUGCUGUUCCACCAAGCGAUGGUGGAUUGCGCUCGAGCUGCGAUUUUAUUGCCCCUCGGAUCGAGCAUACUCAACUGUCAGCCGAUGACCAAGUGUUCCCUGGUGGAGACAGCGUUUCUGCUGCUGGUGACAGUCUCGACGGUGAACAUGUUGACGACAGUGCUGAACGACAGUCCGAUUUUCCCGGAAACCGACGAGGAGGCAGACCUAGCGGCUCCUUUGCUCAUGGAUUCGCCUCAGUGCGUGUUAUUCGGCACGUUCAUGAUAUGGUUCGCGAGCAUCACCAUCAACCUGGGCCCGACAUUUUUAAGCGGAGCGCUAGCCGCGAACACGGAAUCGGGCCACAAUGCACCGAGCUGCCCUCUGGUACAUGGUCCAUUCCGCCAUUACAUCCUAAACGUUCUCUGGAUCGCCAUCAAUUUGAUUUGCGUCGGUCUCACCCUCAUCCAUCUUCGAAAACUGCACAAAGACCUGGCCAAGGCGAACGUUGAAGCGGUAAAGGUAGCACUACUAACGAUUCUCGUGAAUACAACGGGUAACCAACAAACGAACGCGGUUCCUGAAAAUUCUGCCGCAUCUACGAACGGUGGCACGCCCAAGAGGAGCGGAGCGGCGGAGGAGCACCGGAAAAUGAGGAAUUACUUAAAGAGGAUGGAGAGGGAGGGCGUGCAGAGGGUGAAGAUGUUUCUGGUGGUCACCACCGCGUACGUUAUCUUUUGGGGACCACUGUUCUUCGUCACUCUGGUGAAUCAUCCUAUCAUCGGGAUUACAACUGGUUACGAGGUGACUCUACAUAUCGCGUACAUCCACGCAUUCGUGAACCCGGUGCUCUUCCUCAGCCUGCACCGCGGCCUACGUCAAGGCCUGUCGGAGUUCUUCUGCGGCUGCUGCGAGGUGAUCGCCAGCUGGAUUCUGGGUCCAAGCAUCCCCGUGGAAAGCGUGCAGCCACCACGAUACCACGAACCCAUGGAGGCGGUGCCAUCGCCGCCGGAACCACCGCUGGUGCAACCCGAUGCGUGUCCGGAUCUAACCGACGUGGCACUGCUCAAACCACCUUUGCCACCCACUGGCAAACAUUUACUGGACGACGUUAUGAUCGUACCGCCGGAUCCGUGGACUCUGGUUUCAAGGUCGAAAAGCACGUCAAGCGUUUACGAGGAAGACGUUAGUAGAAGAUCGAGCAUUUUGUUACCGCCGGCCCCGAAAAUAAGCGACUCGGAAGUGAACGUCAGCCCAACUAGCAGCGAUCUACCUAGUGAAUAAACUUUCUUAACAUGUUUCCUUAAACCAGUAAGAUUCAAUUACAGAAUUCCCUUUCUUUCGCGAACUUGGUUCAUUGCUUUGCUUAUUAUGCAUAUCAUUUGGAAAGUUUCAACGAGAAAAUUUCGAAACAAUUUCAUUACGAAUUACGUAAACGUUCGUCCAUAGCUUGGUACGUUAUUUUAUUUUAUAAAGCAGAAAACUCCCGUUGAAUGGGAAGAGACAAAUUUUCCUUGUAGUUGUUUCAAACUGUACUAACGAGUUUUUCAACAAUUUCCGUGGAAAAUUCGAUGAAAUUAUAUUGGAAAUAGGAAUACAAUAUUUU